Molecule: messenger RNA, 3990 nt
Organism: Vombatus ursinus (common wombat)
Lineage: Eukaryota; Metazoa; Chordata; Mammalia; Diprotodontia; Vombatidae
Gene: IGFBP5
Product: insulin like growth factor binding protein 5
Exons: 4
Coding region: 677-1492 (271 amino acids)
Biological process (GO): regulation of insulin-like growth factor receptor signaling pathway
Cellular component (GO): extracellular region
Molecular function (GO): fibronectin binding; insulin-like growth factor I binding; insulin-like growth factor II binding
Source: RefSeq, a predicted model, not a curated record
CUUCUCCAGGGGAAAAGUGUUGGGAGAGCUACAAAGUGGUGGUGCUUUUAUAAUAAUUUUCCCCCUUCCUCCUCCUUCCGCAGGACUCUUAUUCGUGCUUUGCAGAGAACCUGACGAUUUGGAAGAGGUGGUGGACAGGAGAAAAGAGGGGUUUUUAUAUAGUAAAAAAAUUCUUGCUUAUACUUUUUUUUUUUUUUUUUGGUCAGGCAGCCUUCUACCUGCUCCGUGGCAACCCCGAUCCACUUGAUGCUCGGGUGUGAGCUUAAAUUUUUAAAAAACUUCUCCUCCCCAUCCUUCAAGCAAAUUUUCCGGUGGUUGCUUUGGGGUGACCUGUCUUGUGGGGCUUUUUUUCACUUUUAAAAAGGCAGGUGAGCUGGGAUUUGGGGGGGUUAUUUUUCCAUUCCUCUUUAUCCUUCCACCUGGUGAUUUUUUUUCUUUGCCCCAAACUGUUGCAAGCUUUAAUUCUUGCAACUGAGACCAGCUCUCCCAUCACCUCAAUUUUUCUCCUUUUUUAAACCCCUGGUAGGGAGAGGAAAAGGAGGAAAGCCCUUGUCUUGUUUCCAAGACAAUAGGUAGCUGGGUAGAUAUUAAGACUCGGCCCUCCAUACACACACCCUGCCCCCACAGUCUCCCCAGUCCUGCACCGUGCCCCAAGGUAAGGGGGAUCUUUAGGAAGAUGGUGCUGCCUACGGUGUUCCUGCUGCUGUCCGCCUGCAUCGGAGCAGCCCAAGGCCUGGGCUCUUUCGUGCACUGCGAAGCGUGCGACGAGAAAGCCCUGUCCAUGUGCCCCCCGAGCCCCCUGGGUUGCGAGCUGGUCAAGGAGCCCGGCUGCGGCUGCUGCAUGACCUGCGCGCUGAACGAGGGGCAGUCGUGCGGGGUGUACACUGAGCGUUGCGCCCAAGGGCUCCGUUGCCUCCCCCGACAGGACGAGGAGAAGCCCUUGCACGCCCUCCUGCACGGACGCGGGGUCUGCCUGAACGAAAAGAGCUACCGCGAGCAAGCCAAGAUCGAAAGGGAGUCCCGGGAGCAUGAGGAACCAACCACUUCAGAGAUGGCUGAGGAGACCUACUCCCCAAAAGUUUUCCGGCCCAAGCACGUUCACCUCUCUGAAAUGAAGGCUGAGGCUCUGAAGAAAGACCGCCGGAAGAAGCUGACCCAGUCCAAGUUUGUUGGCAUUGCUGAGAACACUGCCCAGUCCCGGGUCAUCUCUGUCCCUGAAAUGAGACAAGAGUCUGAACAAGGCCCCUGCCGCAGACACAUGGAAGCUUCUCUGCAAGAGCUCAAAACUAGCCCCCGCAUGGUUCCCCGGACUGUUUACCUGCCCAAUUGUGACCGUAAAGGCUUUUAUAAGAGGAAACAGUGCAAGCCAUCUCGGGGCCGCAAACGUGGCAUUUGCUGGUGCGUGGACAAGUACGGGAUGAAGCUGCCAGGGAUGGAAUAUGUUGAUGGAGAUUUCCAGUGUCACAGUUUUGAUAGCAGCAAUGUUGAGUGAGGCAUCCCUCCCAUCCCUCAUCCCUUGCCCCUUCACCCCCCCCAUCCCCGGCUUUUCCCCAGUUCCCUCCCCUUAUUCCAGCCAGUGCCCCUCUCCACCCUGAGGAUGCCACUCAUUUCAUCUCAUUUAAGGGAAAAAAAUAUUUGAAGAAACUGAGGACCUCGGAAUCUUUAGCAAGUUCUCAACCUUUUGUUUUUUAAGCAACAACAACAGAGACAGAAUAAGCCAAGAAGACACCCCCUUUUUUGGUUGAUGGGGUGAAGAGUGGGGUGGUAAGGAGAAUGAAUGGAGAAGGGAAGAGAGGAAGAGGAAAAUAGAGAGCAUGUGACAGAAGAGAAACACUGAGAAGGACACAAAAAGUCAAGAAAAGCAAGAAAGACAAGAGGAGAAGUAAUUAGUAACCUGUAGUGGCCCACAGCCUGCUGUCAAGAGGGACCCUUAGCUGGGAAAUGGUUUUGCCUGGGGAGGGCCUGGGCUAUUAGGUGGGAUCCAACUGCUUGGUGAGAGUCUUUUCAGUUUGCUUUGGUGGAAAGAGAAGAGAGGUUUUGGUGGUAGAAGAAAGGGCAAACCAGGGCUAGGCUCUCCCGGGUCUCCUCCUUUAGUCAGCUCCCAAGGCCUCUUCAGGCUUAUCAUUCCUCUCCCCUCACCCCCUGAUUCUUCCAAGGUUUAUCUAAAAAUGAUAAUGCAUUCCAUUACUGUUUUAUUUUUUAAAAAAUUCAGACUUCUGAGUGAUCCUAGCUUGGUAGGAUUUUCUGGACAGACAUAUACUGACACAUUAUAUGCAUGUAUGUCUGUGUGUAUCUUUCAGGCUGCAUACAGACGUAACCAGUCAUUACUACAUACACAGCCUUGGAAUUUCCUUUUCUUCCAAGGUGACUAAAAUAAUGCCAAGGGUGUGGAUAUGGAUUUUUUUUUCAAUUCUUAGUGUAGCCUCCUCAGGGGAGGAUGGACUGGCAAAGCAUUUGUGUGGACUUGUAUUUAUCCACAAGGCUAUAUGUCUACAUAUAGAGAUAUAUACUUUUAUAUCUUUUUUCUUCUCUCUCUGUCUCUCUCUCUCUAAAUGGUUUGCAUUGACUUUCCAAAAAUAGUUUCAAUGGGCACUGAAGACUCUUUCCAGUCUGGAAAAGCCAAGAAAAGCCCAGACUCCCCCCCCCUCCCCCCACCCAACACUAACCAAAAUACCAGCAUCAUCUGCCUGCCACUUUUUGGGCGGAGAGGUCUCUCCCAAGCAGAGAGCUCAAGCAUGUGUUUUUUGUGAAGUUUAUAAGAUAAACCCAUCAACAUUUUGCAUCAAUGCUUUCCCACGACCCUGUGGCUAUCCCAGCCUGGGAGUCUGGGUGGGCAUGUACCCAGGCAAUUCUGUGCCUGUAUACACACAGACAUGCUCUUCUCUCCUCAACACCUCCAUUUUUUAUUUCUUGUAGCCCUCCAGAAAUAACUCUCUGGCUUUUACACUAAACUGAGUUGGGCCCUUUAGCUCACAAACAUAACCCAAGCCACAGGUUAUGAGAUAGAAAUUUGUGGUUUCCCAGCCUUUGGGUUUCAGCUGGAUGGAGACUGCAUUUUGAAACCCUCUUUCUCAGCCUUCACCUUGGGAGAGGGGAUGAGAGGUUGAAAUGACAGGUAGCUAAGAGGGAAAAAAGUAGAGAGAGCCUAUAUCAGAACUUUGGCUUAAUUCUAUCCCUGUUGAGAAAGCAAUUAACAAGGGCCUUCCCCAGUGCCUUGGAGAUGGAUAGAUAGUGAUUCCUUGCCUAUCUCAUUCCAGCAUCAGAGCACAGGGGAGCAGGGCAGAGGUAGUCUUCCCAGACUUCCCUCCCCACCCUGGAUACAAGAACAAACAGACAGGAGAGAAAAGGACAUACCCUGUUCCAUUCUGGGAAACUUUGCUUCCCAGAGGACAUCUAGACUCCUUCAAGCCAGAAGUUUUGAACAAGGAGGAAGCACCCAGAGAGGGGAAAGGACAGAAUAUGGUUUAAAUAGGUACCAAAAGUGGAUGGAAACUGGAAGAGAGCUGGAGGGUCAGGAGAGGGACGAGGGAGCCACUAUGGUGAAGCAGGUUUGAGGCCAAAGUUUCUUUCUUUUGGCUUCUCAUUCCACACCGGUCUGCUACUUCUUCCUUCCUCAAAAGGGAGGGACAGGAUGAUGCCAGAGACGUUUUGGCUGACAUGGGUCAUUUGGUCUGGUAAUAACAAGAAUUCUGACCCAAGCUCACCCUCCCUCCUUCCUUUUCUGCUACAGGAGUGGGAAGAGACAUUUCUCUUCCUUAGUGGAUGGGGUAGCUUUGAGACCAAACGUUGGUCAGAUGGAGACAAGGAAGCAGGAAUGGACACUGGCAGAGAAUCCAUCCCUUUAUGGAUACAUCCUUUCAAAACACAUACCUUUUCCCUAGUGUCACACUCCCAAGAAGACCAACCUCAAACUCAUCCCACCUUAAUCUGGGGAGAACAUGGCAGAGAAGCAUGCAUCCUCCAUUGAAGGGAAUAUUCAAAGCUGUAGAA